AACAUGGUUUCCAUAUAUCUUGGUGGAGGUGCAUUCGGAAAGGUCUACAAAGAGUGGUUUGGUGGACAGUGGUGUGCAGUGAAGAAAGUUCCAGAUGAUCCCUGUUGCAUUACAGAUGAUCUCCUGCUCAGGGAGUAUAAUAUCUACUGUGAAGUCAACCACCCAAAUGUAGUGAAGCUUGUGGGCAUGAUAUAUAAAGAAGGAGGACGGUGGUGUAUCCCAAUGGAGCUGAUCGAAGGACAGACUCUGAAGAAUGUCAUGUUCCAUCCCAUGAGAAACAACUUUCAGAUCACUCUGCCUAUCAAAAGCAAGAUCAUCACGGGAAUGUGUGAAGGUCUGCUGUAUCUACAUAAUAAAGAUAUUGUGCACCGAGACCUGAAGCCAGAUAAUAUCAUGGUUGAAGAUUAUACUUUCCGUCCUGUUAUCAUUGAUUUAGGUUUAGCAAAAUUUCAGUAUGGUGACUUUUAUUCUGGACAAAUUAAGGGGAAUCGUCUUUAUGCUCCUCCCGAGAUCAACAACCAACCUCAUGCCAAGCGUAAUCAGAAGUCAGAUGUUUGGGCCAUGGGGAAAAUCAUCGCAGAGCUUCUGGUUGGAUAUCAGAUUCCUCAUGAUAACCCUGCUCACUACCAGGUCCUUUUGAAAGACUACUCUGGAUACUGUGAAGUGGUCACUCAGAUGAUAGAUAGCAGUCCUACACCGAGAGCGACAAUGAACCAAGUCAUUGGUCGGAUCAGAGAAGCAGAGGGACAGAUAGAAGAUGAUGAGCCAUUAGUUCUGGUUCCUAGGCCAUCACGGUUCCCUCUCCAGCCUCAGCACCAUCUCCCUGGACCUGCUGGUGUUUCAUCCAUGGAGCUUUUUAGGGAUCUGCUACCUUUGCAUUCUGAACUACCUCCAAAUUUCACCUUACCAAACCCACUGCCCCCUAACCACACCAUCACAUUAAACUACAUAACAAGAGAUAGCAAUGGAGGAGGGUUAAUACAGAUCAAAGGGGAAAUUCGGACCAGAGAUGGCAAGGUAUAUCACGAUGGAUGGAUGAAAUGUGCCCCAGAUGCUUUAGAAAUGAACCGCUCACCUAGGUUUUUGAAAUGA
Molecule: messenger RNA, 1092 nt
Organism: Periophthalmus magnuspinnatus
Lineage: Eukaryota; Metazoa; Chordata; Actinopteri; Gobiiformes; Gobiidae
Product: receptor-interacting serine/threonine-protein kinase 1-like
Exons: 5
Coding region: 4-1092 (362 amino acids)
Biological process (GO): protein phosphorylation; mitotic DNA damage checkpoint signaling
Cellular component (GO): nucleus
Molecular function (GO): ATP binding; protein serine/threonine kinase activity
Source: RefSeq, a predicted model, not a curated record